AACAAAACAUUGCUGCAUGCAAUGUGAAAUUCUAAAUUCUGUGCGGUGUAUCAGAAUGUGAACUCUCAUGUUCCUAUUUUAAUAUUUUAUUACGAUUACAUUAUACUAUACUAAUAAUUUUAAAAGUUAAAUUUCUGGGCUAUUUUCUAUAAAAAAUAGCGUGUAGUUUUAGUUGAAUUCUCGUUUAGAUUUUACUUUUACUUAUUUUUUUUCAUGAUUAACAUUUACGCUUUCAUAAAUCAAUUAUCUUUUGCGUAAAAUAAAACUAGAUACAUUUAACAAUAUUUUAUUUUGUCUUUCAAAAGAUGUCUCUUCUUACAUAUUUUUUUAUACCACGCAGUCGCAUGAUUUUACAGUGUCUGAAUAAUGUGAAGUUUCCAAUUUCUGAACGAAGAACGUUUACUUUUCAGUAUAUAAGUUCAUCGAAAACGUAUUUCUCUUUGCCUUUUAAAAAUAGAUUAAUUUCUAAUUCCGAGCCUUGCACAGUUAAAUUUUUGUCCUGGACCUCUCAGAAAAGUUUCAAUUUUCGAAUUAGUGUGUAUCGUACAUUUCGAACAUCUCCUCCAAGAAAUGUGCAUCCGGCUGUCUGGAUAGUGCUUCGUCCGGCUUUAAAAGUCGCUGCUGUUGUGACUGGAAGAGGCAUUAGGAAAUGGUGGAGAAAUUUACCGAAAGAUAAGAAACGGUACUUUUUGAAUGAAUUAAAAGCAAACAGAAGAAAAAUUGGAAUUGCAUUGUCUUUGAUUCUUUGCUUAUCAGUUGGAUAUUACUUAAGCCAUUUGGAGCUCACUCCAAUAACUAAAAGAAGACGUUUUAUGGCCUUUAACCCAAAACAGCUGGACAGAAUUAAUGAAUUUGAAUUGGAGCAGAUUAUGGAAAAUUUUGGCCCCAAAAUGCUUCCUCCUAACCACCCUGCUGUAAGAAGAGUUGAGAGAGUUGUUAGACGUAUUAUUGCAGCUAAUGCAGAUAUUAAAGAACUGGAAGGGAAAAAAUUUGGAAUUUCUGUUAUUGAUAGUACAAUUGAAAAUGCCUUUGUUAUUCCAUUAGGUCAUGUAUUUGUCUUCUCGGGUAUGUUAAAUCUUUGCAGCAAUGAUGACCAACUUGGAAUAAUUUUGUCUCAUGAGAUUGCACAUUGUAUUAUGAAUCAUGGGGCAGAAAAUGUUAGCUUUGUUCACCUGCUAGACUUGAUUUCUCUUGUAAUAAUUGCAGCUAUCUGGGCAGUGAUUCCUAAUGACAGUGUAUCAUUGUUGUCACAUUGGCUAUACCAAAAGUGCAUUCAACUUUUCUUGGAACUGCCAUACAAUAGAACAAUAGAAGUCGAAGCUGAUUUUGUAGGUCUUCAGCUAGCAGCUAAAGCAUGUUUUGAUGUGCGUGAAAGCAGCGCCUUUUGGAAUAAAAUGGCAUUUUUAAGUAAAACAUUUGGUAAUGGACCUGAAAUCGAAUUUUUGUCCACACAUCCAAGCCAUGAAAAACGCUCUGAAUAUUUGGAUAGCCUUAUGGAACAGGCUUUACAGUUACGUUCAUCAUGUGGUUGUCCAAGAUUGAGUUACAGAGAUCCAAGACUUGAUGUUGCAACUGCAAAUUUAGCACUGGAAUUAACUAGAAGGAAGUUUUUUGAAUUAAAUAAGAAACCAGAGAAUAUUUUUAAAGUUUGAUAUUUGAACAUUUAAAUUAAAUUUAGAUAUUAUAAAGUAUGUUAUUGCUGUGAUUCUUUAAAUCAAAAAUUUUGUUAAAAUGGGGAAAAAAAUUUCUAUUAUAAUUUGAGAAAUGAAACUAAAAAUGAUUUUUGAAAUUUUUAUAAAAUCGAUGUUUGUAAAU
This is a messenger RNA of Argiope bruennichi, 1815 nucleotides long. Its product is annotated as metalloendopeptidase OMA1, mitochondrial-like. Bases 306 to 1652 code for a protein of 448 amino acids. Gene Ontology annotation, molecular function: metalloendopeptidase activity. Gene Ontology annotation, biological process: protein quality control for misfolded or incompletely synthesized proteins; mitochondrial protein processing. NCBI's taxonomy places the organism in Eukaryota, Metazoa, Arthropoda, Arachnida, Araneae, Araneidae. The record is from RefSeq and is a predicted model, not a curated record. Gene Ontology annotation, cellular component: mitochondrial inner membrane. The transcript is spliced from 9 exons.